AUGCCUCCUGCGACUGCUUCUAAGGAAGAAAAGGAAGAUUCAAAAAUUACUGAUGAACGACAAGCAUGGAUUGAAAAAACUGUGAGGAAUACAUUCAGAGUUUCAGAGAAGGAAACAAGAAAACUUUUGGAAACUGAUGAAUAUAGAAAAAUCACAAGUACCUUCUUUGAGAAUGUAGAGGCCAAGCAAAUUUUCAUCUUCUAUAACUCGGCCAGCAAUCUCAGUAUCUCAAUUCAAAUGCCUUCCUCGUAUUCGAAAAAAACAAUUUACUUUAUCAAAAAAUCCAAAGUUUCGCUCACACCGGAAAACAUUGCUAGUUCUCUCUUGGUCGGUGAAGUGUCAGAGAGUGCGCUCGAAACACUCUCCUUGGUUUCCAAUCAACUUUUCCUUCCAAUAUUGAAAAAUUGUGUAGAACAACAAUCAUCAUCAGCUGAAGAAUCCGAUGAGAAAAUCUCUAGAGAUGUCGUAACUUAUUUUCAUAAAUUUCUCGCUACUGUCUAUGUUACUUCGGGACAAAUUGAAGGAAAAACAUUAUUGCCAAUUCCACCCGAUGAUGUCGUACAAGAAACUAUAGAUCAAGAACAAGAUAAGGAUAUGAUUCAUGGCCUCGAAACAGCAGUUGUAAAUUGGGCCAAUCAAAUCAAGGACGUAUUGACCAAAGAUCCCGAGAUUCUUUUCACUCCAAACUAUCACCCAGGACCAUUGGAUGAAAUUGAGUUUUGGAACUCGAAAAGAGCUGAUCUAGAUUCAAUUUCUAAGCAGUUGGCUAGUGAUAAGGUGACAAGGGUCAUUGAAAUUCUCAAGAAUAAUCAGAGUACCUAUAUUCCAUCAUUUUUGAAGAUGAUGGAAGAGGUUGAUGUAAAAAAGCAAGAGGCAUUCGAUAACCAUAGGUUUUUGAAACCCCUAAGAAAAUAUUUUGAAAGUGUUAAUAUUAAGAGUGAUAACCAUUCAGAAUAUUUAGAGUUACCAAACGUAUUUAGAAGCAUUUUUCAUUUGAUAUUUAUGAUUUGGAAAACUUCAACUACUUACAACAAACCAGAGCGUCUUGUUGUUUUAGUUCGAGAGCUCUGCAAUGACCUAAUUGAUCAUUCUAGAGAAUAUAUCGGUGGUAAAGAAAUUUUCAACACUGAAUUUCCUGAUGCUGUUGAAAAGUUUGAAAAUACUUUGUCCAUUUGCGGUCUGGUGAAGAAGUAUUUUUUUGCCUACAAGGCCAAGGUUGAACAAGAGUGUCCUAACAAUCAAUGGAAAGUUGCCCCAGCAUCUCUCUUCCACAGAUUAGACUUAUUCUUGGAGAGAUGUAGAGAUAUUCUAAAUAUUUUCAAUCAAGGAAGAUUGUUUGGAAAAUUGGCAAACAUUCAAAUUGGCGGUACAAAGGGUGAUAGUCUAAGUAGAGAAGUGAAAGAUAUCCAUGUUAGAUUUAGUGAAGAAAUUGCCAAAUUUAAAGAAAUACAAUAUGAUGCUCUAUUGGUCGAAGAACACAAGUUCGAAGAAGAUUUUUAUAACUUUAAGAACCAAAUCAAGGAAUUUGAAAAGAAGAUUGGGUCAAUCAUCUCUAAAAGUUUUGAAGAAAGUAACACUAUUCAUGCAGGAGUUAAAGUUAUUGAAAGUUUUGAUGGGCUAUUGGAUCGUGAAAGCGUUCAACAAGAAAUUGUAAAGAAACAAGGUGAUUUACUUCAAACAUUCAGAAAAGAGUUAAAGAGAGUUCAACAAACGUUCACCGAGUCGAAAAACGCUCCAAUUAUUUUCCAUAACAUGCCACCAGUCACAGGAGCGAUACAAUGGGCAGAGUCCUUGUUGGAAAGAAUUGAUGGACCAAUGAGAAAGCUCUCUUCAUUGAGCAAGACUGUAUUUGACACCUCUGAAGGUAAAGAGACUGUCAAACUCCAUGCUAACAUUGUUGGAAAAAUUAAGCAAUAUCAACAACAAUUGUAUACAGAAUGGGCCAAAUCUGUUGCUGAGACUUCAGAAACCAAAUUGAAUGAAAAGUUGUUGAAAAGAGGACAAGAUGGAACUGUAACGGUAAAUUUUGAUCCUGCACUUGUUAGGCUUUUGAGAGAAGUCAAUUAUCUCCAAAAGAUCAACACUCUUCACGAAGGUGAGCCUCAGUGGAAUAUUCCACAAGAGGCCAUCGAUCUCUUUGCAAAGAAUGAAAAGUAUAGAACACAAACAGGUAGCCUGGAGUAUAUUGUAAAUAUGUACAAUGUUGUUCACUCAUCUCUGAUUGAUGUUGAGAGACCACUCUUCCAACAGCAACUCAACAAGAUUGAUACCAUUUUAGAGAGAGCUACUGAAGAGUUAUGCUGGAAGAAUGACUCAGAGAUUGAUCAAUUUUUGUCUGAGGCUAUGAAUGCAGUCAAACUUGCGAGUCACACUCUUUCAUGUAUUAAGAAAAAUAUUGGAGAAAUUGAAAAGGCUCUUGUUAAAUGGGAAAAGAAUCCAAUGUUCCAAAGAAAAGAAACAAGAACAUUAACAAUGAAAGAGUUCGAUGCUAGAUCCAAGGAAAUGAAAUCUACAUAUGAGAAGAUGGUUAAGAAAACCGGUGAGUUAAUAUCUGCAAAGUUGAGUGACUGUCUCGAGGUUUUACGAGGAGGUAAACAAAAGUCAUCUGAAGAACAGAUUCCACAAGAGCUAGGAUGUAUAGGCGUUGACGAAAACAGUACAUCAUGGAAAAAUUUCGUUACGUACGCCAACAAUAUGGUUAUGGAUGGAAUUUGUAAAUCUGUAAUGGCCUCCAUGAGAGCUUUGUUGGAGCAAAUGAGUGUCGAAUUUUUGCAAAGAACUGAACAAAGUCCUUUCCUUGAAAUUUCACUUGUACUUGUAAAGAAACAUACCAACAUACCACAUCAUGAUAUUUAUGAAGCAUCCUUUAGCCCCAGCCUCAAUCCAAAAGAUGAAGUUUCGUUUAAGGGAGUCAUAGACUCAUGGAUUAAUGAUUUUUGUACAGUUUCCGCCUCUAUUGCUCGGUUAGAUACUGGGUCAGGAGAUUAUCUGAAAGAUGUUAUGCAAAAUGCAGAAAUCAAGAAGGCCAUUAAGCAAAUUCAUGAUGGUGUGGAACAUGUGACAAAAGAAUGUAACAAGUUUGCUGAGCAAUAUAUUGCGCAUAAGAAGAUAUACGAGAUUGAUCAGAAAGAGUAUUUUGAAGAAUUCUUGGAGCAAACAUUACCACAAGAUAAUUCCAAGGGCAAAAAUCACAAUAUUGAUGUGGCUAAAUUUGAUGAGCAAAUCAAAAAGUAUCACGGUAUAUAUGAACAAAUCAAAGAACUCACAGGUUGUGACAAUGCAGGAUGGUUAAGAGUUGAUGCUAAACCUAUCAAACAAGAAUUGUUACGAAUUUGCACUUCUUGGGAAAAACUAUUUUCAAAUUUCUUGGCCAACAGUGUCUCUGAAAGGCUCAAUGAUAUUUUCAGUUUCAUGGCCACUGUUGAGAGUGGAAUUGACAAGGAGGUUGUUCCUGGGGAUAUUACAACGUUGAGAGAGGUGAUUCGAUACAUUAGAGAUAUCAAGGUUGAGACUGAGAGCGAACAUGGUAUCUUCCAACCUCUACAAGAAAUUACUCAACUCCUUGCCUCCUACGGUAUUGAGCUCUCUCCAACACUCAUUUCUUCACUUGAACAAGCACCAGCCAAAUGGGACGGCCUAUAUAAGAGAUCAUUGGUGAGAAGAACUGAGUUGAGCGAUCUUCAAGAUCAAGAAUCCACCAAAGUUAAGGAACAGGGUGUUCAAUUCGGUAAACGAGUUCUCAAAUUCCAGGAAGAAUUUAGAGAAAUUACUGCAUUCUUUUACAAGUCAGGAUCUCAAGAAGCCUACAAAUCUAUUGACAAGUGGCAAUUACUUCUUGUAGAUAUGGAGAAAGAGGCUGCAAAAUUGAGAGAAUUGCAAGAUCUAUUUGAAAUUACUGUGAGCGAGUAUAAUGCUCUAAAGACAUGUCGAGAAGAAGUUGUGUUGUUGAAGUCUUUGUGGGAUAUUAUUGCUCACAUUCUCUCUCUCUUUAAAGACUGGAUGAAAACAUCGUUCAAGAAGGUUGACGUGGAUGCUCUUGUCGAAGAGUCAAAGAAAUUGAAAAAGAUUAUUCAAAACUUUAAUCCAAAAGCAAGAGCAUGGGACAGUUACAUUGGUCUGAACAAUGCUGUAACAAAUAUGUUGACUUCACUUCCUCUUGUGCAAGACCUGAGAAAUCCUGCAAUGAGAAGAAGACACUGGGAUGAAUUAUUGGAAGAAACUCAUAAGAAAGGAGCCAUCGAUCCUGAUUCCAAUUUUAAUUUGGAACAAUUAUUAGAUCUAGGUCUUCAUAGUUAUGUUGAUACUGUUCAAACCAUUGUGGACAAGGCAAGCAAGGAGUUGAUUAUUGAAAAGAGUUUAACGAAGGUUGAAUCUACUUGGGAAAAAUUAUCAUUUGUGUUUGGCUAUGAUGAGGAAUUGAAAUGUCCAAUUUUGGGUAGUGUUGAAGAAAUCGUUGAAGUACUUCAAGACAAUCAAGUACAAUUGCAGAACAUGUCAACCAUGAAAUAUGUAGAAUUCUUCAUUGACUCUCUCACGAAAUGGCAAAUUGCACUCUCUACCAUUGAUAGCAUUAUUACAGAAUGGGUAGGAGUUCAAAAGAAGUGGCAAAACUUGUACCCAAUCUUUAUGAUGUCCAAAGAUAUCAAAGAAAAGUUACACGAAGAUGCUGUACGAUUUGCUGAGGCCGAUGCAGAAUGGAGAGUAUUCAUGGAUGUUGCAAAGACAGUACCAAAAAUUACUGAAGCAUGUACUGAACCAACCAUUCGAACAAAACUCAACUCGAGCUUGGAUGUAUUGGAAUAUUUGCAACACGUAGAAGAAAAGUUGGACAUGUGUCAAAAGUCUCUCUCAGAGUAUUUGGAGACUAAAUGUAAGGCAUUUCCAAGAUUUUACUUUAUCAAGGCAGGAGAUGUUAUUGAUAUUUUGAGUAAGGGAUCUUAUCCUAAGCUUGUCAUGAAGCACAUGUCAAAGAUUAUAGAAGCUACCUCAACGUUGACUUUUGAUGAAAAUUCUGAUAUUGCUAACGGUCUUAUUAGUAAGGAGGACGAGGUCAUUUCCUUCCCUGAAAAGUAUGAAUGUAAGGGACCUGUUGAGGAUUGGUUGAACGGAGUAUUGAAAACUGUUGUCAAAUCUUUGACCACCAUUUUAGGAGAAGCUCAUGCUGCCUAUGUUGAACAACAAAGAGAUCAAUGGGUCUUCCAAUUCCCUGCUCAAAUUGUGGUUGUAGCUUCUCGUGUUUGGUUCACAAGUGAAGUCAACUCAGCCUUUGAAAGACAAGAAGAAGGAAACAAGAAUGCACUCAAGGAUUACUAUAAUCAACUUAAGGAUCAAUUGGCCAAAUUAACCACACUUGUCCAGGGAGAAUUAUCAUCAGGUGACAGAAAGAAGAUUAUCACUCUCAUCACUGUUGAUGUUCACAACAGAGACAUUGUUCUCAAGUUGAUGGAAGAAAAGGCAGAAAAUGCUCAAGUAUUUACUUGGCAAUCUCAAUUGAGAUACAGUUGGGACGAUACCAAAGGUUGUACCAUCAACAUUGCUGAUGCAGAAUUUAAAUAUGGCUAUGAGUAUAUCGGCAAUUGUGGUUGCUUGGUUAUUACACCGCUCACAGACAGAUGUUACAUUACCUUGACUCAAUCUUUGAGAUUGGUUAUGGGAGGAGCUCCAGCUGGUCCUGCAGGUACAGGUAAAACCGAAACAACCAAAGAUCUUGGAAGAGCUUUGGGUAUCCAAGUCUAUGUGUUUAACUGUACCGAACAAAUGAAUCCAGCUUCGUUGGGUAAUAUUUUCAAAGGACUUGCCAUGACAGGUACUUGGGGUUGUUUCGACGAGUUCAACCGUAUUAGAGUUGGUGUGUUGUCUGUGGUUGCCACACAAUUUAAAUCUAUUCUAGAUGCUCUCAGAGCACAAAAGAAAGAAUUUAUUUUCGAGCAAGAAAAUAUUUCACUCAUUCCAACAUGUGGUGUGUUCAUUACCAUGAACCCUGGUUAUAAGGGACGUACUGAGUUGCCAGAAAACCUUAAAGCUUUAUUUAGACCUUGUGCAAUGAUUGUUCCUGACUUUAUGAAUAUUUGUGAAAUCAUGUUGGCAUCAGAAGGUUUUAUUAAUGCCAAAGAUUUGGCUAAAAAGUUCGUCACUCUCUACAGAUUGAAUAAGGAGUUGUUAUCAAAACAAGAUCACUACGAUUGGGGUCUUCGCGCCAUUAAAUCUGUGCUCGUUAUCGCAGGAGGUUUGAAGAGAGCUGAACCAACCGUGUCCGAAGAUCGAAUUCUUAUGAGAGCUCUCAGAGAUACUAAUCUUGCCAAAUUGUCCAAAGAUGAUAUUGAAAUUUUCAAAGGACUCAUCAGAGAUUUGUUCCCAAGAAUUGAGAUUGAGCCUAAGAGUGAUCCUGAGUUAGUUAAAGCCAUUAAACAAGCUACUGAAGAAAGAAAGUUACAAACUGGAGAAAAUGAUAUUUUCAUUAGCAAGGUUGUACAAUUCAAGGAAUUACUCGAUGUCAGACACUCUGUAUUCGUUUUGGGUCCGGCUGGCUCUGGUAAGAGUUGUGUUUGGAAAACUUUAGCUAAAGCCUUUGAAAUUCAAGGAAAGAGAACUUGGUUCCAUGUGCUCAAUCCAAAAUCUGUCACAAGUGGUGAAUUGUAUGGUUACACUCAUCCUGUUUCAAAAGAUUGGAAAGAUGGUCUUCUUUCAUUCACUAUGAGAGAAAUGGCAGAAACUAAAACUCCAAAUCCAAAGUGGAUUGUAUUGGACGGUGAUAUUGAUGCUGAAUGGAUUGAAUCCAUGAACACAGUCAUGGACGACAACAAAGUCUUGACUUUGGCCAGUAACGAACGUAUUCCACUCAAUCCAACCAUGAGAAUGCUUUUCGAAAUUGACCAUUUAAGAAAUGCCACUCCUGCUACAGUUUCCAGAGCUGGUAUUCUCUUCUUGAACGAGACAGAUAUUGGAUGGCAACCAUUCAAAGAAAGCUGGAUUGAGACAAGAAAUGUUGAAAAGGAAAAGCAAAAUCUUGAUCGAUUAUUCUACACCUAUGCUCCACACAUUCUUGGAUGGCUUAAAAAACAUCAUCAUAUCAUUCCAAGACAAGAUAUCAACAUGAUUCAAACAUUGUGUUACUUAUUGGAAAGCCUCAUUACACCAGAGUCAUGUCCUCCAGGAUGCUCUCAUGAAAUUUAUGAAUACUACUUUGCAUUUGCUUGUAUUUGGGCCUUCGGUGGCGCAUUAGAGGACGAUGAACGAGUACUUUUUAACGGCAUGUUCAAGAAAGACUUCCCACAAGUUAAAUUCCCAGAUACAGCCACAGUAUUUGAUUUCUAUGUUGUCACUGAGGGAGAUAGUGUCCGUCUUGAACCAUGGUCUACCAAAGUCCAAGAGUAUAUCCAUGAUCCUGAAUUACCAUUCAGCGAAAUUGUGGUGAAUACUGCUGAUACUGCAAGAUUAACUUAUUUGACUGAUCUGUUGGCAGACAAGAAAAAACCUGUAUUACUCGUCGGUACAGCUGGAACUGGUAAGACUACUGUGGUGAAAGGAAAGCUUAGAAAUCUCGAUGAAGAUACUCUCUAUACAACGAUUAACUUUAACAGUAACACCGAUGCUGAGUCAUUCCAAAACAUUCUUGAACAAUCGAUUGUUAAGAAGGCUGGUAAAAUGUACGGUCCACCAGGUAGAAAGAAGUUGAUCUACUUUAUUGAUGAUUUGAAUAUGCCAAAUCCUGACAAGUACGGAACACAAUCUGCAAUUGAAUUUUUGCGUCAACACAUGGAUUAUGGAUUUUGGUAUGACAGAAAUAACAUGAGUACAAAGGAAGUUAGCAAUGUUCAGUACAUUGCAGCAAUGAAUCCAAAGGCUGGUUCUUUCACUGUUACUGGAAGACUUCAAAGACACUUUGGUAUGUUUGCUUGCACAUUCCCAGCAGAUGCAGACUUGAGAACCAUCUAUUCUCAAAUUAUUAAUGCUCACUUGGAGACAUUCGACAAGAAAGUUCACAAUAUUGCUGGUAAAUUGGUAGAAGCUACUAUCAAGUUGCAUAAGGAAGUUUCAAAGUACUUCUUGCCAACUGCAGUUAAAUUCCACUAUCAAUUUAACCUUAGAGAAAUUUCAAACCUUUUCCAAGGCCUGUGCCGCUCAACUAAAGAACACUACACCGAACCAUCUCAAAUUAUUAGAUUGUGGAUGCACGAAUCCUUCAGAGUGUUUUCUGAUAGAAUGACUGAACAUGAAGAUGUUGCAAAAUUCAACGCUAUGGCUACCAAGAUUAGUAAGGAUGUUCUUGAUUGCGAAAUUUCAGAUGGUGAGAACUUGAUAUUUGCAUCAUUUAUAUCCGAUCAAGAAGGUAACGGCCCUUACAUUGAAGCAACAGAUUAUCAAAAAUUGAAGCAAACUUUGGAAAGAAAGUUAGACGAGUACAACUCUUCACGAUCGAUCAUGAACCUUGAGUUGUUCAAACAAGCUAUUUGGCAUAUUUGUAGAAUUAGUCGUAUUUUAUCAAAUCCAAGAGGUAAUGCUCUAUUGGUAGGAGUUGGUGGUAGUGGUAAACAAAGUUUAGCUAAAUUAGCUUCAUUUAUCAACAAUUAUGAAAUUUCGCAAAUCACUGUCACACCUUCCUACAAAAUUCUUGAUUUCAAGAAGGACCUUUUGGAGUUGUAUAAGAAGGCGGGUGAAAAGGACAUGAAGAUUUCCUUCAUUCUUACUGACUCUCAAAUUAUUGAUCAAAAGCAACUUGUGUUCAUUAACGACUUUUUAUCCUCUGGUUACAUUCCUGAACUGUUCGCUCCAGACGAUGUUGAAAAAUCCAUUCAAGCAGUUCAGCCUGCCGUAAAAUAUGCUGGUAAGGAUCACAACGAUAAGAAAGUUUGUUGGGACUUCUUCCUUGAAAAAGUCAAAAAGAAUUUGCACUUGGUUUUGUGCUUCUCUCCAGUUGGCGAACAAUUACGUACAUGGUGUAGAAAGUUCCCUGCCAUUAUGAAUUGUUCUGUUAUUGAUUGGUUCCAUGAAUGGCCAAGAGAUGCUCUCAUUUCUGUGGCUUAUAGAUUCCUUAAUUCUGAAGAUCUUCAAUUAGGAGAUGAAGCCAUGAUCACAAACAUCUCUGAACAUAUGGCAUUUGUUCAUGAGUCAGUGAGUGUUGCUUGUAAGACCUAUCAACAAGUGGACAGAAGAUACAACUACACCACCCCAAAGAGUUUCCUCGAGCUCAUUGAAGUUUAUAAAAAGUUGUUGGCCAAGAAAAGAGAAGAACUCAAUAGCACCAUUGACAGAUUGAGCAAUGGUUUGACCAAGAUUAAUGAAUCCGAAGAGAAGGUGAAAGAAUUGUCAACAGUUCUUGCUCAAGAAGCUAUUGUGGUCGAAGAGAAGAAGAGAGCCACAGAGGAACUGUUAGCAAAGGUCACUAAGGAGAAUACUUUCUUGGCAAGUCAACAAAAAAUUGUUGAGGAAGAAGAGGUUAAGCAAAACAAGGUCGUUGCUGAAGUUAAUGCUCUUGCCAAAGUAUGUUCAGAAGAGUUAGCAAAGGCAGAACCGCUAAUUGAAAAGGCCAAGAAGAGCUUGGAAGUGUUGAACGUGAAGGACUUCCAAGAAUUGAAAUCAUUUACAAAUCCACCAGCUUUCGUUGACGUGGUUACUGCAGCUGUCAUGAUUUUGAAAGCUCCAAGAGGUGUUCCAAAGAAUGUUGCUUGGGCUGAAAGCAAGAAGAUGAUGAACAAUCCAAACCAAUUCAUGACAGAAUUAAUCUCAUUCAAUGCUGAAACCAUUCCAAAGAUCCCACAAGAGAACAUUGAUGCCCUCAAAAAUAACAAGUAUUUGCAACAUCCAGAGUUCAAGCCAGAAUUGAUUCAAAGCAAGUCAAAGGCUGCUGCAGGCUUGUGUGACUGGGUCAUCAACGUGGUAGCCUUCUACGAUUUGGACAAGUUGAUCGAACCAAAGAGACAACAAUUAGCUCAAGCUAUGGAAGAAAAGGAAAAGAACGAAGCUCACCUUAGAAAGAUUAGCGACAAAUUGAACUCGCUUAGAAAGGCCAAAGAGCAAGCAGAAUUGGAACACAAUAAUGCUCAACAAGAAUUGAUUAGAAUUGAAAAGCAAAAGAAGAAGACAGAAGACAAGCUAAGUCUUGCUCACAGAUUGGUCAACGGUUUGUCUGAUGAAAAGAUUAGAUGGGCCGACUCGAUUAAGGAGCUUAAUGAGCGCGAGAAGACUUUGAUUGGAGACGUGUUAUUGGCAGCUGCUUUCCUUUCCUAUGUCGGACCUUUCACUAAAAAGUACAGAGAUCACUUGGUGAAUGAAAAGUGGAUUGUUGAUCUCAAGGAAAGAAAGAUUCCAACAACUGAGGGUAUUGAUCCUCUGUUUGGUGUUCUGGCUGAAGAUGCUCAAGUUGCCCAGUGGAACAAUGAAGGCCUUCCAUCUGAUAGAGUUUCAAUUGAAAAUGGUGCAAUUGUCACCAAUUGUAAGCGUUGGCCAUUAUUGAUCGAUCCUCAAUUGCAAGGUGUCAAGUGGAUUAAGAAUAUGGAAAGUAAGAACAAUUUGCAAGUAAUCCAAUUGACCAAGAAGGGUUAUUUAGAAACACUCAUUCAUGCCAUCAUGAAUGGAUAUCCUGUAUUGUUGGAAAAUGUUGGAGAGUCAAUUGAUCCAAUCCUUGACCCAUUAUUGUCACAAAGUUACACUCGAAAAGGCAGUUCUGUCAGCAUCAAACUUGGUAACCGUGAGGUUGAUUUUGAUCCAAAAUUCAAGCUCUAUAUUCAAACAAAGUUACCAAACCCUCAUUAUCGUCCAGAAAUUGUUGCUCAAACCACUUUGCUUAACUUUAUGGUCACUGAACAAGGUCUCGAUGAUCAGUUACUGGGUACUGUUGUUAAUAAGGAAAGACCUGACUUGGAAGAGCUUCGUCUUUCUUACUUGAGACAACUCAGACAGUUCAAGAUUGACUUGAAGAAUUGUGAGGAUGCUCUUAGAAAUGAAUUGUCAAAUGCAAAGGGUGACUAUCUGGAAAAUCACAGACUCAUUGACAAUUUAGAAGCUACCAAGAAGAAAUCACAACAAAUCAAGGUUAGCUUGAAAGAAAUUUUAGAGAACAACAGAAUGAUUGAUGAAAGCAGACAAGUUUAUAGACCUGUAUCCAUUAGAGGUUCUAUGUUGUAUUUCUUGAUUGAUCAAUUAUCCAAGAUUGAUCACAUGUACCAAUACUCACUCGAAGCCUUCAUGGUGGUGUUCAAUAAGGCUCUAGAAAAGGCAGAAGCUUCGGAAGUUGUAGAAAAGAGAGUGGAGAACAUUGUUGAUAGUAUCACAGAGACACUAUUCAGCUAUGUGUCAAGAGGUUUGUUCGAAAGACACAAGCUUAUUUUCUCAACAAUGCUUUGUAUUGAGAUUAUGAAGAAGAAGAAUGAACUCGAUCCAACUCACAUUGACUUUUUGUUGAGAGCACCAAGAAUUGAUGGUAUUGAAAGAAAAGAAACAGUGAUAGGAUGGUGCUCAGAAUUGAGCUGGGCAUAUGUUCAAGCAUUGAGUCAAAUUGAAGGAACAACGCCAGCAUUUAACCUACUUCCUGAGGACAUGGCUGGUUCAUGGAGAAGAUGGAAAGAAUGGACCGAAUUUGAAAAGCCAGAAGAAAAACCACUUCCAUUAGAAUGGAAGAAUUUGACACCAUUCCAAAGAUUAUUGAUUAUUAGAUGUCUCAGACCUGACAGAUUGACAAUGGCUGUCACAAACUUUGUUAGAGAACGUAUUGGUGAAAAAUAUGUGAGAGAUAUUCCAGUGGAUUUGGAGGUUUCAUAUUUGGACUCUGGUCCAACUACACCAUUGUUCUUCAUUCUCUCACCUGGUGUAGAUCCUGUCAAGUCUGUUGAAAAGAUUGGUGAAAAGUAUGGAUUCACAACUGCACUUGGAAAAUUCAAGAACGUUUCAUUGGGAGAGGGUCAAACUGUUGUUGCUGAGAAUGCCUUACAACACGCAUUCAGAACUGGUGGUUGGGUCAUGUUGAACAAUCUUCACUUGACUCCAGAAUGGUUGGGUACUUUGGAAAAGAAGCUUGAACAAUUUGCUGAACAGUACAGUCGUCAAGAAAUGAGAGAAAAGAAGAGAAGAGAGAAAGAGUCAGCUCUUAAGAAGACAGCCUCCACAACCAAGAUCAGCACUGAAGAAGCUGAAGUAUCUAUUGAGGUUGCAGAGUCAUCACCGCCCUCUGAAGAACAAAUUGCACAAAUACCACCCGCUGAGGAACAUCACGAUGAUGAAGACGAGGAAGAAGAUAAUGGACAUCCUGACUUUAGAGUCUUCCUGUCAGCAGAACCUUCAAAUCAAAUUCCAAUUGGUAUUUUGCAAAGAUCAAUCAAAUUGACAAAUGAACCUCCUAGUGGCUUGAAAGCUAACUUGGUACGAUCACUGUUGCAAUUUGAUGACAACGUAUGGGAAGGAAGCUCCAAGCAAACAGAAUUUAAGGGAAUUUUGUUCUCACUCUGUUUCUUCCAUGCUUGUAUUGUUGAAAGAAAGAAGUUUGGACCUCAAGGUUGGAACAGAAAUUAUCCAUUUAACCUUGGCGACUUGACCACAUGCAUCCUUGUAUUGAAUAAUUACUUGGAAGAUAGACCAAAAGUACCAUGGGAAGAUUUACGUUAUGUCUUUGGUGAAAUUAUGUAUGGUGGUCACAUUACUGACGAUUGGGACAGAAAACUCUGUAAGACAUACCUGGAAAAGUUCAUUCGCCCUGAUGUAGUUGACCAAAUUGAAUUGUGUCCUGAGUUCUUGUCACCACCAACUAAUUUAAGUCAUAAGGGAUAUUUAGAAUAUGUCGAGAAGAAUCUCCCUCCUGAAAGUCCUGUUUGUUAUGGCUUGCAUCCAAAUGCUGAAAUUGGUUUCAGAACAGCUCAAGGUGAAAACAUGUUUAAUAUGAUUACUGAAAUGCAACCAAGAUCUGCUGCAGGAGGAGGUGCUGGCAUGUCUUUCCAAGAAAAAAAGGAAAUUUCUGACCGACUCGAUGAAGAGAGAACACCUUAUCAAAACUCGUUCUAUCAAGAAUGUGAAUACAUGAACAAGUUACUCGUUGAAAUUGACCGUUCUCUGAAGGAAUUACAAAGUGGUCUAGAUGGUUUGUUGACCAUCAGUGACAAGAUGCAAGUUCUACAAAAUGCCAUCUAUUUGAACAAGGUACCAGAAACAUGGUCUGCUCUUGCUUAUCCAUCUCCAAGAAAGUUGGAUGGUUGGUUCGACGAUUUACUUCAAAGAUAUCAACAAUUGUUGAACUGGACCGCUGAUUUGCAAACUCCUAAGGUGGUUUGGAUUUCUGGUUUAUUCAACCCUCAAUCAUUCUUGACUGCUAUCAUGCAAACCAUUGCAAGACAAAAAACUUGGGCUCUCGAUGAAAUGACUUUGGUUGCAGACGUGACAAAGAAGUAUGCAGUUGAUGAAAUUGAACAAGCUGCCAGAGAGGGCGCGUAUGUAACUGGUUUAUCAUUGGAAGGAGCCGCUUGGGACUCAAAGAAGGGAACUUUGGUGGAUUCCAAAUUGAAAGAUCUUCAUCCAAAGAUGCCAAUCAUUCACAUUAAGGCAGUUCAAAAUGAGAAGGCAGAUCCAAACAGUUUCUAUGAUUGUCCUGUCUACAGAACUCAAGAAAGAGGUCCUGAUUAUAUCUUCACAUGCAAGUUGAAGACACGUGAUCCUCCAUCGAAGUGGAUUAUGGCUGGAGCAGCCAUGCUGUUGGAUUGUCCAGAUUCUAUCUAA
This is a messenger RNA of Naegleria fowleri, 13698 nucleotides long. RefSeq lists its product as uncharacterized. Gene Ontology annotation, biological process: microtubule-based movement. Gene Ontology annotation, cellular component: dynein complex. The coding region runs from base 1 to 13698 and encodes 4565 amino acids. NCBI's taxonomy places the organism in Eukaryota, Heterolobosea, Eutetramitea, Acrasida, Naegleriidae. Gene Ontology annotation, molecular function: ATP hydrolysis activity; dynein light intermediate chain binding; minus-end-directed microtubule motor activity. The record is from RefSeq and is a predicted model, not a curated record. The transcript is spliced from 3 exons.